Molecule: messenger RNA, 1298 nt
Organism: Pseudopipra pipra
Lineage: Eukaryota; Metazoa; Chordata; Aves; Passeriformes; Pipridae
Product: scale keratin-like
Exons: 1
Coding region: 741-1127 (128 amino acids)
Cellular component (GO): intermediate filament
Molecular function (GO): structural constituent of cytoskeleton
Source: RefSeq, a predicted model, not a curated record
AAACCCUCCCACACCCCAGUGCCCUCCUGAGGUGCCCUGGGUGUCCUUCAUCUGUACAGGGGGGACGUUCUCCAAUGCCAUGUCCAAGGCAGCUCAGAACCCCAGUGCAGCCCCCAUUGGGCUGAUUCCUGCCAGCCCUGCUCCCUUCCCACCCCAGCCCCUCCCUGGUGUUCCUGGAGCCCCAUUGCAGGGGCAGAUCCCAGAAUGACAGAAUGUGCCCAGUGGGAUGGGACCCACAAGGAUCAUCGAGUCCAACUGCUGGCUCUGCACAGGCCCAUCCAGAGAGUCACAGCAUGUGCCCAGGAUAGACUGCAAAGAGCUGUUGAAGUGUGUGAGGGUUGGUGCUGUGAGCACUGCCCUGCUGCCAAGUGCCCAGGAGGCAGGAAGGGGCAGCAGGCUGGGGCAGUGGGAUGUGCUGGGGUGGCAGCCGGGGGGAUGCUGACUCAGGGAGGGGCAGGAGCGGCCCAGCCCUGGUGGCAUCAGCAGCAGGGAGUGUCCCCUGUGCCCAUUGGCCCGGCUGGGGCUGAGCACUGCUGGGGCUGCUAUAAAAGGCCCGGCCGGGCCAGGCUGUGCCAAGCUGCUCUGGCCACCUUGUCCUCGGGGAACAGGGUAAGUGUGGCAGCGCUUGUGCUGCUGGCUCCUGCUGCAGCCCCGGCCCCCGGGCCUGGGCCGCUGCCCUCUGCUGCUCUGCUGCCAUCACUGCUGCCCUCUUGCAGAGCUCCAGCGCAUCCCUGGCCGACAUGUCCUGCUACGAGCUGUGCCCCCCCAAAGCCAGCGUGGCUGUGCCCAAGCCCAGCGUGGCUGUGCCCCAGCCCAUCGCCGAGAGCUGCAACGAGCUGUGCGCCCGCCAGUGCCCCGACUCCACGGCCUUCAUCCAGCCGCCCCCCGUGGUGGUCACCUUCCCCGGCCCCAUCCUCAGCUCCUUCCCCCAGCAAGCCGUGGUGGGCUCCGCCGGAGCCCCCGCCUUUGGGGGCUCCCUGGGGCUGGGGGGCCUCUACGGCCAAGGGGCCACCCAGGCCUCGGGGGGCCUCUGCACCUUCCCCACAGCCUGCGCUGCUCCCGCCUGCAGCCCUUGGCUCCUGCCCCGCUACUCCAGGAAAAUCUGGGACACCUGCGGGCCCUGCUAGACCCAGCCCACACCCCACUGCCAGCGCUCACCACGCUCCACAGCCCAGCAGCUGCACAACAGCCCUUGGCCUCCUCCAGCCCGGCACCACCAGCCUGCCUGGCUCUUGCCCACCAGCUCUCUCCCACUCUCCCCUGACCCUCUCUGCUCAAUAAACUUUUCCUGCAGCCAA